Molecule: messenger RNA, 1299 nt
Organism: Cucumis sativus (cucumber)
Lineage: Eukaryota; Viridiplantae; Streptophyta; Magnoliopsida; Cucurbitales; Cucurbitaceae
Product: ubiquitin-conjugating enzyme E2 4
Exons: 7
Coding region: 467-1033 (188 amino acids)
Biological process (GO): ubiquitin-dependent protein catabolic process; protein polyubiquitination
Cellular component (GO): nucleus
Molecular function (GO): ubiquitin conjugating enzyme activity
Source: RefSeq, a predicted model, not a curated record
AAUGUAGCUUUGUUCCAUGAAAAUUGAAAUUAUGGCUCAUUGGGAAAACACAAUGCGGUCAUAAUGGGUAAAGUGAAGAAUACGGUGAUGGAUGGAAGCUUUGAACAGGACGGCCAUGGAUAGGAUCAAGCAACAAGAAAAUGGGAAAUCCCCCAUUUUCAUUCUCAAGAUCUUGAUUCUCUUCUCUUAUUCUAACGAUAACCAUAACCCCACAAACACAAACACAAACCUUUACCUUUGCCACGUAGCUGACUCCUUUUUCCAACAUCUGCGUCUCAUUUCCUCCUUCCCCCAUUUCCCCAUUCUUUGCUCUCUCUCUCUAUAUAUUCUCUCUUCCCCUUUCCUUCUUUUCGUUCGGUUCACGGGACUCUCCAUUACCCAUUUGUUCAAUUCAGCCACCGUCCUGUGAAACGGGCUAAUUUCUUUGCUUCUUCUAAGAUUUUGGAAGCGCAGCAGCUUAUUCACGAUGUCUUCUCCAAGCAAAAGGAGAGAAAUGGAUGUCAUGAAAUUGAUGAUGAGUGACUACAAUGUGGAGAUGAUAAAUGAUGGACUCAGUGAAUUCAAUGUGGAGUUCCAUGGUCCCAAAGAAAGCUUAUAUGAAGCUGGCGUUUGGAAAAUCCGUGUUGAGCUACCUGAUGCGUAUCCUUAUAAGUCUCCUUCAAUUGGUUUUGUGAACAAGAUAUUCCACCCAAAUGUUGAUGAACUAUCGGGUUCUGUGUGCUUGGAUGUGAUUAAUCAGUCUUGGAGUCCGAUGUUUGAUCUCUUAAACGUUUUUGAGGUUUUUCUUCCCCAGCUUCUCCUUUAUCCCAAUCCUUCAGAUCCCCUUAAUGGUGACGCCGCAUCACUUAUGAUGAAGGACCCGAAGCAGUAUGAUGAGAAAGUUAAAGAAUAUUGCGAACGAUAUGCGAAGAAGGAUAACGACAUUAAAUGCACAGGAGAAGAUGAGAGUGAAGAGGAUGAAAUCAGUGAUAACGAAAGUGGUUCAAGCGGCAAAGACGACGACGACGACGUUGCUGGACAUGCUGAUCCCUAACUGGAAACAAGGAAUUAUUAUAUCAUUUAGCAGCAACAACUGAAUUUACAUCUUUGUUUUAUUUUUCUAUAUUUUUACUGGUUGUGAACAUCAUAUUGAAAAAAAAUUACCCAACAAAGUCUUAGAUGAUUCAUAGAUUGUGAUGGCAGUGUGUUUGUAUUGAAUGACAUGAAAUUUACAAGCCGUCCAGUAGGGGGCAUAAAGCAAGGUGACAAUAUUUUAUGAGUUAAUGAAAUAGAUUACAUCAAAAUGAAAUUGUUUCUCAA